UUCUUUUCUGAUUUUACAGGCAGGCCCGAGCUGGCCUUCCCCGCCAGAGGGAUUGGAUAGCGGGGUCCCGCCCGGCUUACUCUGUACGAAGCCGGGAGGGGCAGCAACGGCAGACGGGAUCAGGUUUCACAUCCUGAUCCUGUCUAGCUCAGGAGCUGCUCCAGCCCUCGCUCAGCUUGAGGGGCACCGCGAGGGAAGUCCGGGCGGCGCGGCCCGAGCGGAGACAUGGCGGAAAGCUCCGAUUGGGUAGAGAUCAUUGAGCCUCGUUCUCGUGAGCGAAUGUAUGUCAAUUUGACAACUGGAGAAUGUGGCUGGGAUCCACCACCCAACCUCAGAGUUCGUCAGUCUGAUGAAAACCAGUGGUGGGAGCUUUUCGACCAAAACAACAACCGCUUUUACUACUAUAAUGCCAUCACGCAGCAGACAGUAUGGCAUAGGCCGCAGGGCUGUGAUAUCGUGCCACUUGCUCAGCUCCAAGCCAUGAAACGCAAUUCCCAGUCUGACUUCAGGACAUCCCAACACAGGGGCAGCACAAGCAGUGAUGGACGAAACACUCCCAUCCAAAUGGCUCUUGUACAGGAAAUGGAGAAGAGUAAAGAGGACAUCAAUGUGGAGAAGAGGUUAGAGACUGGAAGAGACACCCCUACCCGGUGGCAGCCUUUACCAGGAACUAAAGCAGCCAUGCUUGUCAAAGUCAACAGUCUGAGACAUGUGAAUUCUUCCUCAAGCAAUUCACUUCAGAUGCAAAGCAGCAUAGAAACAAGUAGCCAAAAAUCCCUGCACCCAAAACCAGUUGUGUAUGCCCAGCCUCAAUCUAUAGCCUCAAACUCAUCAGGUCCAAAAACUGCAGCUUCAGAGACAAAACAGUCCAUGCAAAUUAAAAAGACAGAGAAUGGAGGAUUUUGUUUGGUGUUGACUAAUGGGCUGUCUCAUCAGCCGUCUUCAGGGAGUCAGACGCGAACAGCACAGCCUUCAUCUCCCAGAUAUGCUUCUCCAGCACCAAUAUAUGAUGAGCCAUCAACUGACUCACCAAUAUAUGAUGAGCCUCCGGUAGAUAUGGACACUGGAAGUGGAAAUGUGAAUGGGACAACACCACAGAUGUCACCAAGCAAUAGCUUAAAUAAGAAGCCCCAGCCAAUUAAAUUAUUACAGCAUCCAAGUAUGCAGCAGCAUCAAGUUGGGAAGAAGCAUGUGAGAAAUCCCUCUGCGACAGAAUACAGCCCUGUUGGAAGAGAAUAUAUUAAACAUAUGGUCAACAUUGAUGAGUCAUCCAAAAAUCCUCACUCUGCUGGACUGGUGCUUGAUGGUGUUGCUAAACCUCAACUGGGACAACUUAAUUCCAGAGACAGCUUCAAGCAGUCAUGGAAAGUCUUAGAAGCAAAUGUUCUCAAAAAUAUGGAAGCACACCACUGUCGGCAGAACAGUCUCCAAGCUCAAGAGUAUCCUACUUUUAUAAGUCAGCAAGACUCAGGCUAUUCCACAGGUCCUUCCCCAAGCCUGAGAAAGAGAAAAGGAAGGCGACAAGGGCCAGGCCAGGGAAGGCCUGGUUCUGUUGGCAGUAGCAGUGAACUUAGUGCUUUGAAUGACAAGCUGAUUGCAGAGAUGCGGGCUGUGGUGAAUAGAUCAGCAGUCAACAGAGGGAGUAAAGGUAGUUUAGAUGCAGAAACGCUGGAAAAUGCUUCUAUGCCAGAGGGUCAUAAAAUAAAGUUUCAAUCAGAACGCUUGAAAAAAUGUAAUAGCAGGAACUCGAGAGAUGAUGUGACUUCUAGUAACAGGUCAUUAUAUAGGCCCAGGAUGGACAGUAGGGGGAGUCUCUCAAAUGAUCCAACAGUACAGCAAGAUAUUGUGAGACAGAAGAGAACCUAUGAAAAAAUUGACUCUUUAGAAAAGAACGUGGUUGGUCAGAUAAACUUGUCUUCAUCAGAGACAGCACAAAUCUCAACCCAGUCUGGAACCAUACGGUCUGAAUCCCAGCAGGAUAACAAUGACCAGCGUAGCACCAAUAUGGGAUAUCAGUUUCCCUUUCAUACCAUACGGAAGCCAAUCUCUCAAAGUAGCAUGGCUGACUGGGCUUCCAAAAACCUAAACAUGCACACUCAAGGUAUCUUUCGUCGAAGACUCUCUAUUGCCAACAUGCUGUCCUGGAAUGGUGGCUCCAUCAAAAAGCCAAUGCUCAUCACCAGCAACCACACCAUCAAAAAGGAAGCUUGUGAAAUAUUUAAACUGGUACAAAUCUACAUGGGUGAUCGGCAAGCAAGGAUGGACCGAGACAAUGUGGCUUUGAUUGCUGUCACCAAAUGCUGGAGUAUUCAAGGUUUACGAGAUGAGUUGUAUAUACAACUAAUCAGACAAACAACAGACAAUUUGUGCUACCGAAGCCUGGCAUGGGGGUGGGAACUCAUGGCCAUCAGUCUGGCCUUUUUUUCCCCAUCACCCAAGUUUCAGUCAUAUUUGGAAGGUUAUAUCUACCGUCAUCUCAGCCAGGUCAAUGAUGAAAACAUUACCCAGCGCAUUAAGGAGCUUCUGGAUCUGAAAAACAAAAAGAAUUCAAAAUCCAGGAAAAAGAGGAAGCAAAACACAGAGGAGGAAGGCCUGCCUAUCAGCACUUAUGCCAGAUAUUGUUACCGAAAGCUGCAAAAGGUUGCAGUCACUGGAGGUAAAAAGGGCCUCCGGAAGCCUACAAUUGAGGAGAUCACACAUGCUCGGAACGCAAUUGUGACGCCGUCAUUGUUUGGCAGCUCUCUGGAGGAAAUCAUGCUACGGCAGCAGGACAUGUAUCCUGAUAACAAGCUACCCUGGGCACAGACUCAGCUGUCUCAGCAGGUUCUAGAACUUGGUGGAGAACAGACUGAGGGGAUAUUCAGAAUUCCUGGUGACAUUGAUGAAGUCAAUGCACUAAAGCUACAGGUGGAUCAGUGGAAAAUUCCUAACAACCUUGUUGAUCCAAAUAUACCAGCAUCUUUGCUGAAGCUAUGGUACCGGGAGCUGGAAGAGCCUGUCAUUCCACAACAUUUCUACAAAGAGUGUAUCAGCAACUAUGAGAACCCUGAUGCAGCUGUAGCAGUCGUGGAGCUCCUGCCAGAGCUGAAUAGAUUGGUCUUGUGUUAUCUCAUCCACUUCUUGCAGAUUUUUGCUCAACCGACUAAUGUGGGCAAGACUAAGAUGGACGUAAACAACUUAGCCAUGGUGAUGGCACCAAACUGUCUGCGAUGCCAGUCUGAUGACCCCAGGGUCAUCUUUGAAAAUACCCGCAAAGAGAUGUCCUUUCUACGCAUGCUAAUUGUACACUUAGACACCAGCUUUAUCAAAGGAGUGGUGUGAUGCAUUGGCUUUAGGCAAAACGGCAUGAUGGGAACAAGGGAUUCUUGCCAAUAUUACCUUUUUAAAGCCUUGGAUCUUUUCCUCGACAGUCUCCAGGCUCCUAGGAUUGUUUCUGUUGCUUUAACAGUUGUUUCCUAGCUAAGGCAGUGGUGAUGAUAACUCGAGGCCCCAUAAUCAUGGAAGUCAGAGAUGACACUAAAAAUGAUUUUGAAGAAUCAGGGAGCCAGAUUCCAGACGAGGGCAUCCCUAAGGACCUGCAUUCAUUGUUUUCUAGACAUGCAGGUUGCCAGAAGCAGAGCCCCUGCAUAAACAGCAUGGAUAUUGGGCUGUUUGCACUACGCUGGGAAAUCCACUAUGUAUUAAACGUAGAAUCCUUUAUUGGGAAUGAACUGCUCUCUGACACUGGGUUUUUGCUGCCAUUAGCUGAAGACCAGAUAUUUCACUUAGUCAGGUUCACUCCCACAAGAGAAGGGAUUUCUGGUCAGUCAGUUGUAGCCCAUAUCCUACCUUAGAUUAAAGCUAUCCCAGGACAGCUUUGCCAUUCAUGAUGUUGGCUGCAUCCUUCACCAUCAGCAUUUGUUUGCUUUUUAAAAAAUCUUAAGGGACAUUUGUCUUACCAAAGAUUCAGUUUUGUAGCACUAGAUGGCCUGUAGCUUUUGACCCACGAUGACUCUCCUCAUGGCAGAGUACUUUUAUUACUCCAUUCAGAUUCAAAGGACCAAGUGGGAAACAGUGUUGGAGGGCUGCAUCAAGCAACUUUAACAGCAAGACUAUCCUAAACAAAACGAGUCCAUGGCUGGAGUUUAGGAGAGAGCAGAGUAUUUCGGAAGUGAAACUGUUUCUCCCUUCCUUCUCCGCUCAUAUUGCAAAAAGACUUUAAACCUCAAGCUGCCUUUAAUCCCAGUGUACUACUUCUGUGUUUGGGUCAGAGAACUCAAAACUGUAGACAUCCUUGGGUCCCUCUAUGUCACAGCAAUGUAAAUAGCUUGUGUUCAUGGUUCCUAAAAUGGAACAUUCCCUGUUUGAUGAACUGCAAACAUUACAACUCAUGCUGCCUUCCUCUUCCUUGCUGCAGCAUAGACUAAAAUCAGGUAUCCGAUGGCUGUGAAGCUCCUAGGAGCAAGUAUAAGCAGCUGCUUCCACUGACCUCAAUAGCUCUCUUUUGAGUUCUGUUAUCCACUCAGGCUUACUGAAGGCCAAAGCAGACAUAAAGCAGGAAAUCUAUAAUCAACCUCAUAACUUUUCCCCCCUUUUGGGUAAAAAAAAAGCUGCUGGGAGGGCAAUUUUAAUUUAUGGCCAUAAUUUUGUGAGAUUAACAUUUCCUUUCUUUCUAAGCUGAGGAUGUAUCAAUAUUGUGUGAGACUAACAUCUUACUGUAAUUGUUCUCCUGAAGGUGCUGUUACCUGUGAAAAGGGGUGGUUGUGGAAAUAGGAGCCCCUGUUAUUUAUUUCUUCCUCUGCCCCUAAUUUCAGCUUCAGUGAACUAAUUUAAAUUGAAAAAAUGGGGGUAGGGGAAGAAGGGAUUAACCAAUCCUUUUACAAGUGCCAUGGUAUAAAUCUACUCCAUCCCCUUUCAAAAAAACACACCAAGAGAUUUGUUCAUAGUUGCAAUUUCAGCCACUACUUCUGCUCUGAAAUAAUAAUUCAUAAUCCAUAGAUAGAACGGGAAAAAGAUACUAAAUAAGAAAAGCUUUUGAAUGGGAUAGCACUGUAUAUCUUUAAACUCCAUUUUAUGCUUCUUACACAUGUUGGGAUUUUUUAAAUCCGAGCUUAGAUCUUUAAAAUGUGAUAUUUUUGAGACUUCAGGCCCAGUAUCUCCUAGCUGGCACAGUUGAUUCUGGAAGUAAUAAUUCAAAAACGUAACUUCCUCAAGCACUGUCAAAGCUGCAGCUGUCUCUACCCUUUCAAGUCAUUGGGAGACAUGCUGCUUAAAUGGAUGAGCUCUGCUUUCUGCUUGGUACUGCUUUCUUCUCUUCUCACAGUGUUGACACAACUCUGUAGUCUUAUUCAGGAAUUCUAUAGCCAAACAAAUUGAACAUGUCAGGAGGAACAUUGAUUUCCUGAUCAUGUUGAGAACCUCUAAGGAUGUAGAAGGACCUCUUCUUCAGAAAGCCACCUCCAUGGAUGGGGAGUGAUGGAAGUAACAGCAAAGGAAGGAGACUCUGUAUGCUUCCCUCCUCAUGUACUGAAGCUACUUAGUUUUAGAACACCUGCAUAGGAUUCCUGAAAGAGCAACCUACAGAAUUCUUUCCUCUGAGUCAUUUGGGAAGUAAGUAUAGCCAUUUCACCAGAACAGAGUUAACAGGCUUCAAUUCCUUCGAAAGAUGGUGGUGGUUCAUAGCAUAUAGGGGCGUAAUCUGUUGGAAACAGAGCCAGAAUUUUUCAUUUCUACAGUCAGAGCUUUGGACAUCCCCUGUGCCAGUAAGAAUGCAAUGAAUCUUAGAGAUGGAUUAGUAUUUGCUAGUUAGUGUUGAAUAGAGGAAUGUGUAUUUCUGUUUGACCUCCAGAUCCCGUGACACUUUUAGCAGGAGUUAUCACAUCUCAUUAUAUAAAGUCAGAGGUUGCUACUGUUUGAGCCAGUUCUGCUGUAAGGUCAGUUCCUUUCAUUUGAUCUGUGUGGUAAUGCCAACGCCCCUAUUUUCUCUUCAUUUAAUAGUGUGCCUUUUCCCAGCCGUCUUUUGAGAUUUAGUUUCUUUUCAGUUGUAGUAACAAGAUGUCUGGACUUCAUCAUUUGUGAAUAAUAACUUCUAGUAAACAAGGCUAUUUUCUGAGACCCAAGCUACUUAGGUGGAUAUGCAUAUCUCCCCAGUAGCAUGAGUUUUUAAGGGUGGGCUGAACAGGACGUGUUGACAUGAUGGCUUGUGUUUCAUGUUUCCCACUCCAGUUCACUGAACAUUUGUGGACAGUUGCAGAAAUGCUACCACAAUAUUGUAUCACAUGAUUCUUUCAACUAUAUGUUACCAGGGAGAUGUGGCCAGUGUCCACACAUCUGCCCAUAAUGCAUAUUUUGAGCCUGAGCUGAGCCCAGAAUUCAGGCAUUUACUGUGACAUGUUGAGAAUGUCCUGUACUCUCCCCCCCCCUUUUUUUUUUUAAUGACAGCUGCAUUUAAUGAAGUAGAUCAGCCCAAGAUUCCUGAGGAGCUGGGUGCUGUUCAAAUAGGCUCCUCUACCAGACUUUGGCAAGUCCUCUGUAGCUAAAAUCUGAAAUUGGACCUUAAUCUUUUUGCCAGAUGAUUAGAAUUGGAAUCUUAUAAAUAUUUAUUUGGGAGAAUAACUUGUUGAAUUAAGUAGGACUGACAUCUGCCUAAAAAUGCAUACGACGUAGUGUUAAAACAUUCAGUUAAAAAAGCUCUUAACCCUCGAUAUUUUGUAGGCUUGGUAGAACAAGAGUCUGUUUCUGUUACAAAAUAAAACAUAAAAUAGUUUUUUCUGUUUCAUACAAAGCUCAUAUCAGAAACAGCAGGCUUUGAACUUUGGUAGCUCAGUUUUGUUCAUAGCUAAGCAUUAGGAUUAUUACAUGUUGCACAAAUAUUUCUUUCAAAAAUUGGAAAUAUUGAGCAAAUACACUGUGACUUUUGCCCUCCCACUUCUAAAAACAAUAAAAGUUUUAUUCUAUUUGUUUUAGGAUGGUCCCCGAAGACACAGGUUUUCUAGGCUUAAAUACUGCAACCAGUUCCAUAAUGGAUAAUGAAUAAAAUUCACUUCCACCAACAGCACUUAGGUGUAACACACAGCAUAGAUGGAUUGUUUUGUAUUAAUGCUUUCCUCCCUGGGCUGUAAAAUAGGCUAAAAAUUACACUGGAUAUUUUCUUUUUGCCAACUUGUUUGUAAAUGUGAAUCUGCAAAACAUACUGUCCCUUACUGUUGUUAAGGAAUAAUUAAACAUG
Messenger RNA from Pogona vitticeps (central bearded dragon), 7207 nucleotides. Lineage: Eukaryota; Metazoa; Chordata; Lepidosauria; Squamata; Agamidae. The record is from RefSeq and is a predicted model, not a curated record.